ACUCACAACGAGUCGACCGCUAUGAGGCUAAAUCGAUUCGAAUUGAAUGUGAACAGUUGUCACUCGUUAUUCAACCAAACAUGGCGUUCGGAAGGCAGGUGAGACUGCUUUUGUGGAAAAACUUCGUAUUACAGAAACGGAAAAUAUGUGUGAGUGUGUUUGAGGUGGCCCUGCCGGUGUUUUUCGCUGUCGUUAUGUUGUUAAUCCGAAUGGUCGCGAAGAAGGAAGAAUUCACGCAGCCGACCUUGUACCCCAGCAUCGACGUCACCGACAAGACGAAUACCACCUUAAACUACUACAGGCUCAACAUUCUGUUUUCACCUAACAACACUUUAGUGACGGGAAUUAUGAACGAUGUCACUAAUUUGUCUCUGGCUAAAGGUGCAUAUGUGAAUUUUCAAGGCUUUGUCAACUCGAACGAAUUGGAGAAGUACUACCAAUCCCUUGCGGAAACCUACUCUGUUGACAUCGGCGUGCAGUUUGACAACGUCGACUUCGGGGACAGUGUCUUACCGCCCCACGUCGACAUCUCGUUCAGGCCAAGGAUUAUAAGUGAAGAUAUUCCAUGGGAAACCAAACGGACAUACCCAUUCUUUCAACAAGGUGGACCAAGAGACACUUCCAUACCACAAUACCUCCAAUCGGGGUUUCUCUUUAUCCAAUACAUGGUCAACGAGGCCGUCAUCAGGCAAUGGAAUUCGUCUGCCGGCGUCUUCUUAGACAACCUGAUGGUGUUUCUGCAGCGCAUUCCGUACCCGCCGUACGUUCGUGACCCGAUCCUCACGGUGACCCAAAACUGGUUCUCCUUGUUCAUCAUGCUUAGCUUCAUCCUGAGCGCCAUACAGACCACCAAGGGACUCGUCUACGAGAAGGAGAGGAAACUCAAAGAGUCUAUGAAAAUGAUGGGUCUUAGUUCUGCCGCUCACUGGACGUCGUGGUUGAUCACGUCGUUCAUUUUGCUGGUGAUCAUCAUCACGGUGUACGUCAUCCUGUGCUGUGCGCCCAUCGCCAAGACUGGACCAGUGCUGACAAAUACGGACCCCUCUGUGUUCUUCGUGUUUCUCCUGUGUUACGGAGUCUCCGUCAUCGCAUUCUGCUUCAUGAUCAGUGUCUUCAUUCAGAGAGCAAACGUAGCAGCUGCCGUGUCUGGGAUUAUGUUCUUCUUGGCUUUUCUGCCCUGGUUUUUAUUGCAGUCGCAUUACCAGGACAUGACACGGACAGAAAAACUCGGCACCAGUCUGGUUUUCAACACGGGCAUGGCAUUUGGAGUGGCCACAAUCAGUCUGUAUGAAGGAAUAGGUGCCGGGGCACAGUGGAGCAACAUCGCAGAACCCGCGUCUGUUGAUGACAACUACUCCUUGCUGAACGCCAUGUUGAUGUUGUUGGGAGACAGCGCCAUCUACUUCCUGAUCACGUGGUACGUUGACAACGUCAAACCAGGAGAAUUCGGAGUUCCGCGUCCUUGGUACUUUCCAUUUACGGUAAGAGUAGAAAAUAGCAUUUAUCUAAUAUAUCUGAAGGAAACAAUAACACUCAAAAUCGUAUCUCAAAAAGAACUACAGUUUCGGGAGCAAUUAAAGAACGUCCCACGUAGAAAGGUGAGAGAAGAAGCGAUAAUCAUGGCUCGAGAGGUUGGGCUGGAACACAAGGCAGACACGCUGUCCAUGCAUCUGUCGGGCGGUCAGAAGAGGAAGCUGUCAGUUGGAAUUGCCUUGAUUGGAGGAUCGGAGAUUAUAAUCCUGGACGAACCCACCUCUGGGAUGGACCCCGCCGCCAGACGUCAGACGUGGGACAUCCUGCAGAGGAACAAACAUGGCCGUACGCUGGUGCUCACCACUCACUUCAUGGACGAGGCCGAUCUGCUGGGGGACAGGAUCUCCAUCAUGGCGGAGGGCGUGGUCAAGUGUUGUGGGUCGUCCAUGUUUCUCAAGAAGCUCUAUGGUACUGGAUACCACUUGGUGAUUGUGAAAGGAAGUGCAUGUGUGGUGAGCCAAGUGACCGCUAUGAUCCAGGACAUUGUUCCCAGCGCCGAGCUGGAGAGCGAGAUUAACUCAGAGUUGUCGUACCUGCUCCCUGAAGACCAAUCCCACCUGUUCCCCAAUCUGUUCGAUCAGAUCGACGCCAACAGAGACAGUCUGGGAAUCAUCAGUUUUGGGACGACUGCCACCACCAUGGAGGAGGUCUUUCUCAAAGUAGGAGAAAAUGCGGAACACACUGACAAAGAGGAAGAACCCAACAGGCCAGCACCAAGUUCGUCACAGAUGUCCUUCGAAAACCCCGCCUGGGAAUCAGAUGACGUCACAAUUAACAAAACCUCUAAUGAUACCGUAAAUGGAAACGUGUCUGUUUCUGUGAACAAUGAUUCAUUUCUAGCAUUUAACACAUUUCAUAGACUGCAUGGUGUCAGUGUUCAAUUACAGCGAUUUAAGGCGCUGUUUAUCAAGAAAGCUCUUCACACACGGAGGAACCUGAUCAUAGGUCUCGUCCAGAUUCUCCUGCCAGUCAUCGCAACCAUCCUUGCCUUGAUGGUCGACAGGAUGGCGCCUACAGACUUCAGCGAGAUCUCUCUCAAGCUGGACCUGGAACCUUUUGAAAGCACCAUUGUACCAUACACCGAUAGCCUUUCUCCGUCAGCAACAACCGUGUUAUUGGCUCAACAUUACAGUGGUUUGUUCUCCAACAACAACGUUCCUGACAAAAUAGAUAGAGCAAAGUAUCCGAAUAUGAUAAAAUAUUUCAUGGAUAAGGUAGGUGCCAACAAACAUAUUGUGAUUGCUGGAAAGUUCGAACCAGUGAAUGCAUCAGCGACUUCCUGCACAGCUCUGUUUAACGGACAACCAUUCCACAGUCAGUCUAUUGCCCUGUCCUACCUAAUGAACUCCAUAGCGUCCUUGCUGACAUCGGGUGUCGACCAUUCUAUAACAGCGUACAACAAUCCACUUCCCAAAGACCUGGCACUCAAACACCCGGUAGAUGUCGCAGCAGAUUCUAACCGGAAUGCACUUAAGUUUGGCUUCAUCAUUUCCUUCAACAUCAUGUUCGGCAUGGCGUUUCUUACUGCCAGCUUCGUGUUCUUCUUGAUCAAAGAGAGACUCAUUGGAUCCAAGCAUCUUCAGUUCCUCAGCGGCGUGGGUCCGCUCAUGUUCUGGAUGUCGAACCUGGCCUGGGAUUUCAUCAACUACGUGAUACCAUGUCUCAUUUUGCUGCCGGUCUUUGCAGCCUUCCAAACGGAUGCUUACUUAGACGAACGGCUGGGACUCGUCUUCCUCAGCCUGCUCCUGUAUGGCUGGGCGGUCCUCCCAUUCAUGUACCUGCUGCAGUACCUCUUUAAAACGCCCGCAACAGGGAUGGUUGUGGUCAUCAUCCUCAACAUUUUAUCAGGUUGUACAACACUGUUGUUGGUGGUGAUUCUACUGUUACCCAGUAUGGCAGCUGAUGACAUCAGCAACGCCCUCGACUGGGUGUUCAUCGUCAUAUUCCCACACUACUGCCUCGGAAAGUCGUUCAUGGACAUCUACACCAACUACUUCAAUGAGAAGACAUGUAACAAAUUGGAUUACAAAGUCAAAUGUCAGAGUACAGGCAUGCCGUGCUGUAAGGGAAACUGCGGACCGUAUUUCUGUAUCCUGUUUUCUGAGAACUAUUUUGACUGGGAGACGCCUGGCGUGGGGAGAGAGCUCGUGUUUAUGAUUCUACAGGGGUUACUCUACCUCGGGUUGGUUCUACUCAUAGAGUACCGCGUACCCAAGAGAGUGUGGUACGCAAUCCGUUCUAACCAAUAUAACGUCAUCUGUCCACCCGACGCAGUUUUCAAUGUGCGGGGAAAUACGUCUGGCCAGAAUCAAUAUUGCCAAAUCCUGAAUCCAGAUAGACCUGUCGAAGAGGAAGAUGGUGACGUCCUGGAAGAGAAUAACAGAAUCAAUAACACCAGUCUGGACAAACUGUCCGAAACUGACUCACUGAUCUUGACACGCCUUUAUAAGAGAUUUGGAUCUUUUGUGGCUGUUAACAAUAUCAGUGUGGGAAUACCGCAGAAAGAAUGUUUUGGUUUACUCGGCCAGAAUGGCGCUGGUAAAACCACAACGUUUAAAAUGCUCACGGGGGAGAUCAUGGUGACUGGGGGGAAUGCUUACUUGAAGAAGUACGAUAUAAAGAAUACCCUCCACAAGGUGCACGAGCACAUGGGUUACUGCCCUCAGUUUGACGCACUCAUUGACCAGAUGACGGGGAGGGAGACACUUUACAUGUACUCCCGUCUCAAAGGCGUGUCGGAGAGUCAGAUUGCAGACACGGUGAACGCCUUGAUUGACAUGAUGCUGUUAGUAUCACACGCGGAUAAACAAACAUCACAGUAUAGUGGUGGUAACAAACGCAAGCUGAGCACCGCGAUAUCCCUGGUGGGUGACCCAUCCUUCAUCCUGCUAGACGAGCCGUCCACGGGGAUGGAUCCUAAAGCCAGACGACAACUCUGGAACGUGCUGUCGCGAGUCAGAGCGUUUGGCAAAACUCUGAUCCUUACAUCACACAGCAUGGAGGAAUGUGAGGCCCUCUGCACAAGAGUGGCCAUCAUGGUGAACGGACGAUUCAGAUGUCUGGGCAGCCCACAGCAUCUGAAGAGUAAGUUUGGAGAAGGCUAUACACUGAUUGCACGGAUGACGACCCUCCCAGACGGCAAAAUCGCGCCCACCGAGCUUCUGGUUGCUUUCAUUCGCUCCCAGUUCGCGUCGGCCAUCGUGUUCGACGAUCACCAAGGAUACGUCCAUUUCCAGGUGCCAGACGCAGACGUGAGAAUUGCGCAUGUCUUCACGGUGAUGGAAAGGUCCAAGACGGAGUUCAGUGUGGAGGAUUACUCGGUUCACCAGACGACACUGGAACAAGUGUUUCUGUCCUUCACACGAGAGCAGACGGUAUCCACACAUGACAACACGAGUUUGAGAAAAAGACUGUGUUGUUGUUGAUUAGAUACAGAGAGAGAGAGAGAGAGAGAGAGAGAGAGAGAGAGAGAGAGAGAGAGAGAGAGAGAGAGAGAGAGAGAGAGAGAGAGAGAGAGAGAGAGAGACAGACAGACAGACAGACAGACAGACAGACAGACAGACAGUCAACUACAUUGGCUUUUAAAUAAUUCCCAUUUGUGAUGUCUCAGACAAUCAGGACGAAUAUUUCAAUAAAAGUGGAAUGUGACGAUUGUAGGAAUGGAAAUGUUAUGCCAGAUACAGGAUUUUUCCAAGUCUCUAAAGGAGAUAUUGUUAUGUAUAUACAGUGAAACCUCUCAAAACCGGACCCUCUGUAAACCGGAAUUCCCCCCAAACCGGACAUUUUUCACGGUCCUUUUGUAAAACUCGGUACAUAAAUUAACCUUUCUAAACCAGAUACCUCUUUAAACCGGACAUUUUACUUGGUUCGAGGGUGUCCGGUUUAGAGGGGUUUCACUGUAUGUGUAUUACCGUUGUUGUUGUUGCUGUUGAGUGUUGAUAUUAAA
Molecule: messenger RNA, 5479 nt
Organism: Gigantopelta aegis
Lineage: Eukaryota; Metazoa; Mollusca; Gastropoda; Neomphalida; Peltospiridae
Product: phospholipid-transporting ATPase ABCA3-like
Exons: 17
Coding region: 81-4958 (1625 amino acids)
Biological process (GO): transmembrane transport; lipid transport
Cellular component (GO): intracellular membrane-bounded organelle; membrane
Molecular function (GO): ABC-type transporter activity; lipid carrier activity; ATP binding
Source: RefSeq, a predicted model, not a curated record